Molecule: messenger RNA, 1251 nt
Organism: Morchella importuna
Lineage: Eukaryota; Fungi; Ascomycota; Pezizomycetes; Pezizales; Morchellaceae
Exons: 8
Coding region: 1-1251 (416 amino acids)
Biological process (GO): glycolytic process; gluconeogenesis
Cellular component (GO): cytosol
Molecular function (GO): ADP binding; phosphoglycerate kinase activity; ATP binding
Source: RefSeq, a predicted model, not a curated record
AUGUCUCUUUCAAACAAACUCGCCAUUACCGAUGUUGAUCUUAAGGACAAGCGUGUCUUAAUCCGAGUUGAUUUCAACGUCCCUCUCGAUGGCACCACCAUCACCAACAACCAGCGUAUUGUCGCUGCCCUGCCUACAAUUAAAUACGCCUCUGAGCAGGGCGCUAAGGCCAUCAUUUUGAUGUCCCACUUGGGCCGUCCUGAUGGCAAGCGUGUCGAGAAGUUCUCUUUGGCCCCUGUAGCACAGGAGUUGAAGAAGCUUUUGAACAAGGAUGUUACUUUUUUGAAUGACUGUGUUGGAAAGGAAGUCGAAGAAUAUGUUCAGAAGUCAAGCGGAGGCGAGAUUAUUCUUCUUGAGAACUUGCGUUACCACGCCGAGGAGGAAGGUUCCUCAAAAGGGCCUGACGGAAAGAAAGUUAAGGCUGACCCUGCGGCCGUCGAGGCUUUUCGCAAGUCGCUCACUUCUCUUGGGGAUAUUUACAUCAACGAUGCCUUCGGUACUGCCCACCGUGCACACAGCUCUAUGGUUGGUGUCGACCUUCCUCAGAAAGCUUCUGGUUUCCUCGUCAAGAAGGAGCUCGAAUACUUCGCCAAGGCUCUUGAGUCCCCUGAGCGCCCUUUCCUCGCCAUCCUUGGAGGGGCCAAGGUCUCUGAUAAGAUCCAGCUCAUUGACAACCUGAUUCCCAAACUGGAUAGCUUGAUCAUCUGUGGUGGUAUGGCUUUUACCUUCAAAAAAACCCUUGAGAACGUUGCAAUUGGUAACUCCCUCUACGACGAGGCUGGCUCCAAGACUGUCGGUGACAUCAUCGAGAAGGCAAAGAAGCACAACGUUAAGGUUGUCUUGCCUGUCGACUAUAUCACUGCCAACAAGUUUGCCAAGGAUGCCGAGACUGGAUAUGCCACUGAUGAACAGGGUAUUCCUGACGGCUGGAUGGGUCUGGACUGUGGAGAGAAGUCCCGCAAAUUGUUCAACGAGACCAUUGACGAGGCGAAGACCAUCCUUUGGAACGGACCUGCUGGCGUUUUCGAGUUCGAUGCUUUUGCAAAUGGCACCAAGGCUAUGCUAGAUGCUGCUGUCGACGCUGCCCAAUCUGGCAAGAUCGUUAUCAUUGGUGGUGGUGAUACUGCAACUGUUGCUGCCAAGUACGGUGUUGAGGACAAGUUGAGCCACGUCUCAACCGGCGGUGGAGCUUCUUUGGAACUUCUCGAAGGAAAGGAUCUUCCUGGUGUCUCCGCCCUCUCCAGUAAGUAA